AUUCAUCUGCUAAGUUCGAAACAUGUGUUUGGCGCUGCUCCAAAUAUAGUUUGUUUUACUUGAGUGUUUUAUCAGUAAGGGGAACUAGAAUCAUGUUUUGUGGCCAGCCCUAUAUUUAACAAGUCGUAAGCGAAACUUUGUACUUCGCCACCAUAAGAAAGUGUGCAGACUGCAGCUUUGAAACUUAGCUUCAUUUGCCCUAAAGUGAUUUUCUCCUUUUGUGGCAAGCAUGACGUAAACUACAGCCAAAAUGGGGUCAUGAGAAAAACCUGGUUUAAUUUCCGGCAACUUUGUAUCCUGGCGCAACCAAAGAAGCUAACGCUAUUUGCCACGCACUUCAGAAUGGAAAGUAUGGCUGGCACUUCAGGACUUGCCGCACGAACUUCUCAAACAACGAUUUGAGUGGCGUACUCCGAAUUCGCUACACUUACAGCUAAAUACAGAAGGGUCUAAAUUACCAGUUUCGUUAAUUCAGUGGGUCUGCUUAUUUAGCAAGCUUCCUGAAAAAUGGAGAAUUUUAAAGUCACUUCCAGUGAAAAGACAAAGGCUGCUCAUGAGUCGCUAAAAAGGGAAAUAUAUGAAUUAAAAAAUGAGAUUGAAGAAGUGGAAAUGAUGUAUGGAAAAAACUUUCGCCCUAUGAGUUCUGUAUCCCCACCCCUGAGUGCAGAAUAUUUUCGGCGCGAACGCGAAUUAACAGUGGGGAAAAUUCUUCAAGUCAGUCUUGCUCAGCCACUAAAGAACCAAGGUGAAGUUAUGAUGGAAGAAUUAGAAGCAGCUCUUAAAUCUGAUGUUACAGAGAAAAGUCUCCCAUUACUCCUACAUCAGUUCUACAUUGAUCGAGUACAGUCUUUGAUCCAAUGCAAGCAUCUGCAUAUGCUGCGUUGGUGUCGGUUUUGUGAACAUACGGAUACUAUAGAACGUUUGUUUCCAAUAUAUCGCCAGCGAUUGGACCUAAUUGAGGCUGAAUACUCUGACGCAAAAGCUCGCGCCCAGCGACUUUCUGCAGCACAUCAUUCCUUUGUUUUAGGAGAUAAUAAAGCAAUAAAGAGCGUUCAAAUAGAUGAUGUUGUGAUUUUUCUCCGUUGGCUGAUCAGUCAUCUACAUUCCACUAAGAAAGUUUCAUCUUAUAUUAAAGUACUUCAUUGGUUACCAUCCAUACAUAAGAACAGCAUUGAUCUGAACACAGCUCAAAAAUCAGACGUUGAGGUGUCAGGUCCAAUAGCAUUUGAUGCAAAAUCAUCAUGGAGGAACCUGGCAUCUGAAUCAAACUUCUCCUUCCUCUCAAGUCACUCGUCAACUCGACCAAUCUCAACUCGAUCCAACCAAGCGUCUGUCACCACGUCAAAUCUCGCUUUUUCCGGUGAGGUUUAACUUUUUUAGAUGCUGCUUUUGGUAUC
Ciona intestinalis (vase tunicate) is the source of this 1397-nucleotide messenger RNA. The record is from RefSeq and is a predicted model, not a curated record. NCBI's taxonomy places the organism in Eukaryota, Metazoa, Chordata, Ascidiacea, Phlebobranchia, Cionidae.